This is a messenger RNA of Leptosia nina, 2298 nucleotides long. NCBI's taxonomy places the organism in Eukaryota, Metazoa, Arthropoda, Insecta, Lepidoptera, Pieridae. The record is from the annotation of a GenBank genome assembly.
AUGGGUGCGGUGAAAAGCAAGUUGUCCAGGUGUUAUAAUUCCGAGUGCGGUUGCUGCGGUUUGAGAAGUGUCGAGUCAUAUGAUCUUAAGGAUUUGCCGCGACCACCUAGAUUGGAUACCUCGAACGAUGUUAUCGACGGAACUCGGCAAGGUGUACUUGCAGUACAGGGAAUCGACUUUUGUAUCGAGAGCAACGGCGAGAAUCAUCAUACAAGCAAAUUCAAUCUUAUGACGAGAGAUGUUGACAGGUGUCUCGUUGUCCGACGAGGCCAAGCUUUUAAAUUGGAUAUCCUCUUAAACAGACCGUACGAUGCUCGGAGAGAUGCUGUUUCUUUUAUAUUUUAUGUCGGAGAUGUCGAGAAGCGUGGGCCGUCUGAUGAUACAUCAGCAGCUGUGCCGUUGUUAGAGAAAGGUACAGAGGCACUGGGUUCGUGGAAUGCAGUGUACGAAGGUCAGAUGGACUCCCACCUGAUCGUGGCUGUGACGCCUUCAGCUGACUGCAUCGUUGCUGCGUGGCGCAUGGAUAUAGAUACAAAACUGAACGGAGGCAGUUCACUCAGCUAUACCCACCCUUUACCAGUUUAUGUACUUUUUAAUCCCUGGUGCUUGAACGACAGUGUCUAUAUGCCAGGUCACAGCCAUCGCGAAGAAUACGUGCAGGAAGACGGUGGACUUAUGUUCCGAGGUGUCCACAAUCGAAUUAAGCCGACCCCGUGGAAUUAUGCACAAUACGAAAAGGAUAUAUUAGAUUGUGCUUUAUAUUUGGUCAGAGAAAUUGGAAAGAUUAAAGGCCGUGCGAGAAGUGAUCCUAUAAGAACAGCUCGAGCUCUCUCUGCUGCAGUAAAUGUGCAAGAUGAUAACGGUGUGCUGUUUGGUAAUUGGGGCACAGACUUAAGUGAUUACAGCGGAGGUACACAUCCGUUGAAAUGGGUCGGAUCACUGGCCAUAUUGCAGAGAUAUUAUCAGAAGAAGAAACCGGUCAAAUAUGCACAGUGUUGGGUGUACGCCGGAGUACUGACUACUAUUUGCAGAGCUUUAGGUAUACCAUGCAGACCAGUGACUGGGUACGACGCAGCACACGACAGCCAAGGCAGCUUGACCAUAGACAUUAUAAAGGACGAGAAUGGGAACACCUUGGAAGAAUUCACUAGAGACUCCGUUUGGAACUACCACGUGUGGAACGAGGUGUGGAUGGAAAGACCAGACUUAGGUCCAGAAUAUGGCGGCUGGCAGGCGAUAGACUCUACACCUCAAGAGACUUCCGAAGACGUCUACCGUUGUGGACCAGCAUCUUUGAGAGCUGUGCGGGAUGCUGAACUGCAAAGGCCGUAUGAUGCAGCUUAUGUAUUCGCUCAAGUUAAUGCUGAUAAGGUUCUGUGGAAAUAUUCUGGGGAAAUUCAACCUUUGAAGUUAAUGGCACGGGAUACAAGUUCUAUAGGUCAAAAUAUUUCAACUAAAGCAAUUGGAAAAAUGGAAAGAGAGGAUAUCACAAAUCUAUACAAAUACCCGGAGCGAACACGCGAAGAGCGCUUAACAAUGGAGAAGGCUUUACGAAAAUCGGAGAGCAUUUUCGCGAGGUAUUAUCUGAACGACGCUUUCAAUGACGUUAUCUUUGAAUUCGAGCUUCGAGACGAUAUCAAGAUUGGACAAGACUUCAGUGUCGUGCUCCACAUGAAGAAUAGAUCAGCAAUCAAUCAACAUAACGUUAAAGGGGUUCUUCGAGUAGAUACUGUCACCUACACAGGUGUCACAGGCGAUGGCGUGAAAAGAGAGGAAUUUGACCUGGUACUUGGACCAGAAGGAAAAGAAAGGAUCUCAUUGCAAGUCACAUUUGAUGAUUACUACAAGAAAUUAGUCGAUCAAGCUUCCUUCAACAUAGCAUGCUUAGCUACAAUUGUUGACAGAAACUUCGAUUACUUCGCGCAAGAUGAUUUCAGAGUUCGUAACCCAGACAUCAAAAUUUCAAUUGAAGAAAAACCUGUCUCUAAACAAGAGAUAACUGUGACUGUUAAAGUGGAAAAUCCAUUGCCAAUACCGUUGAAGAAUGGGAAAUUCUACAUCCAGGGUCCAGGGCUUGAAAAUCAACUUAAAAUUGAGCUUAAUGAGAACGUUCCACCUGGUGAAGUAGCUACAGCGCAAUUCAAGCUAACGCCACCGUGGUCUGGCAAACACCAAAUUUCCGCUAAAUUCGCAUCGAAAGAGAUGCACGAUGUGGACGGUUUUCUGUCGUUCACAGUGGCACCACCAGAAACUAACGGUAUACCUCCCAUUGAUGGAGUUGAAACAAGGCAGAUUUAA